AUGUGUUUGCGCAGGAGUUUCGGCGCGAAGUGCUCCAAGUGCUGCCGCGGCAUCUCGUCGUCAGACUGGGUGCGAAAGGCACGCGAGCAAGUCUACCACCUCGCCUGCUUCGCGUGCGACGCCUGCGGCCGCCAGCUCUCCACCGGCGAGCAGUUCGCGCUGCACGAAGACAGAGUACUCUGCAAGCCUCACUACCUGGAGACACUCGACGGAGGGUCCAUUUCUUCUGAUGAUGGCUGCGACUCGGAGGGCUACCACAAGAGCAAGGCGAAACGCGUGCGCACAACCUUCACUGAGGAGCAGCUGCAGGUGCUGCAGGCGAACUUCCAGCUCGACUCCAACCCCGACGGUCAGGACUUGGAGCGGAUCGCGCAAGUGACGGGGCUCAGCAAGCGGGUCACGCAGGUCUGGUUCCAGAACAGUCGCGCCAGGCAGAAGAAGCACCAGCACACUGGCAAGGGCAAACAGAGUCAAUAUGGAACGUCUUUCACGGAUUCUUCAAUGGAUGAGCUGUCGGAGGACUCGUCAAUCCACUGCAUGCAAAGUGAGGUGUGA
Molecule: messenger RNA, 555 nt
Organism: Spodoptera exigua (beet armyworm)
Lineage: Eukaryota; Metazoa; Arthropoda; Insecta; Lepidoptera; Noctuidae
Source: the annotation of a GenBank genome assembly